GCGCACACACUCACAGGACGACGGCUCAAAGCGACAAACCAUCGGGUAAAAGUAACUCAAGACUCAACUUUCUUUAAGUGCAGUCUUUCAAAUGCUGUUGUACUUUUUAUUGAAAGCGGGCGCAGGUGGUUUUGGGUGAUAAAAAGUGAUGAAAGCGACGUAGAAAAGUCGGCAAGCAUUUCACCGCUUGGCUGGGGUCAGUAACCUGUAUGCGGAUUACUGGAACAGAAGAUAGUAUUUAGCGUGCUGCGGAGACACACAAGUCAUUGCUUCACUCCUUCCUCUGCCUUUUCACCAAAGUGGACUAAAAGAAAAUACUUGUUUGGGUGUGAAGACGACGGCGAGGUUCCAUCAAGAAAAGUCAGGAUUUGGAGCAAAAUAACAAAGAUAGCACAAGGACACCAUCUUCAGUUGUCGUCUGCCGUUUAUUGUGCACUGAUGUAUGCUGAAAAAAUUGGAAAAGAGAGCAAGAUGGGUAAGUGGAGUAAGGGGAUCUCUCUUACCUGUGUAUUAACCCCUUGCCGGGUGAUGGGUCUGUGUGUGAUGCUGAUGACCUUGGCAGCCAUCGGAGCAGCAAUCUGGGCCGUAGUUUCAUAUUGCACUUUGGAGGAAGACACAGGAUACUACGAUGUCCAAGUUAAUUCUGCUGACCAACAUCUCAGAGUGUUUGAUUCCGCCCACAAGAGGUGGCGUCAAGUGUGCUCCUCCUCAGCCAAUGAGAUGCUGGCUAGCAUCAGCUGUGAGGAAGUUGGCUUUGUCAGUGUGGUGAAUUAUUCAAUCACGUCUGUGUCGGAUGCUGGUGGUGAAGGUGGCGAGUUCUUCUGUGUCAGGACCAACGAGUUGAGCUAUGGCAAGAAAAUCAAAGACUCUUUGUUCCCAUGUGACUGUGAAAGCAAGGAGGUUCUCACAUUGUUGUGCCAAGACUGUGGCAGGCGUAGUUUUGCAGCAGACCGAAUAGUUGGUGGCAUCAAUGCUAGGCAAGGCAGUUGGCCGUGGCAGGUCAGCUUGCAGUACAAUGGAGAUCAUCAGUGUGGAGGCUCCAUCAUCUCAGACCGCUGGAUUGUCUCUGCAGCUCACUGCUUCCCCGCACGUCUUAGUGUCAUCAGUCGAUGGCGUGUGCUGCUGGGCUCCAUCUACAACAAACCUGGCAAUGCCAUUGUGGCGGAAGUGAAAACUAUUGUUUACCACAGCAGCUACUUGCCCUUUGUGGACCCUAACAUUGACGACAACAGCAGAGACAUUGCUGUACUGGCCCUCACCCAGCCACUCACUUUCAAUGAGUACAUCCAACCUGUUUGCCUGCCAGCAUAUGGUCAAAGACUGAUUGAUGGACAGAUGGGCACUGUAACAGGCUGGGGAAACGUUGAAUACUUUGGUAAUCCAGCAAACGUUCUACAAGAGGUGAACAUCCCCAUCAUCAGUGACGCUGUAUGUAAUGCCCCGGAUUACUAUGACAACCAGAUCACCACCAGCAUGUUUUGUGCUGGCUAUGUAAAGGGAAACGUUGACUCCUGCCAGGGUGACAGUGGCGGCCCCUUUGUGGCAGAGGACUGCUUGUCAAAGACCAGCCGUUACCGUUUGCUGGGGGUUGUGAGCUGGGGAACAGGAUGUGCCAUGGCCAAGAAACCUGGCGUUUACAGCAGGGUGUCCCGAUUUCUUCCUUGGAUAUCUACAGCCAUGAGGAACUAUAACAAUUCACCAGGAGUUCAUAAAAUGGCCCGGACAUGACUUUUCUGACGUUUUCUAUGCUUGCUAUUCCUGCUCAAGAGUGUUUGCCAACCCUGUAAGUGUGAAUGAGAAGCAUAUGAUUGUUUGUCAAGUUCACACCAUAUCAUGGUUUUUACAUUUGUUCUUUAUCCAGCAUUACGGAUUUGUAUCUUACAAAAGCCAGCAACAGUUUUCUGAGAAAUACUCAGAAAUAAUGGUCAUAUUAAUUAUUCAAAGGUAGUAACGUCAAGGCUAGUUUUCAGAAUAUUGUGUCUAUCGACAAAAUACUGUGGCUUAUUGAAGAGAGUGAGUGUUGUUAAAUGGUAUACCAUUUACCAUUACUCUAGUUACUUUGGACAUCAGAAUGUACAAUUCAUAGUAUUAAACCAGUUAAAGAAAUGCAAAGCUCAUUUUUGCAAUGUGAAUGUAAUUUUGUUUGCAAAAGAGCUUUGGAAAACUGUCAGUAAACACUUGCAAAAGCCAUACAUUCCCACUACCAAUGUUCUUGUACUAAUGGAAAAGGUUCAUGCGUUCUGUUGUUUUGACUCAGAUCGUAUUUGGAAGUCAUGGAUGUAUGAUCUGUUGUAAAGACAACACUGAAGGGUCAUCUGCCACUGGACAGGUGAUACAUAGCUGUUAACUUGCCCCUAUGCAAACUUUGUUGUGUUAAAGGAGUCAAAUAAGAACACAUAAUCUUUGUCUGAAAACAAUUGUAGGAGUUUUUUAGGAAAAACAUUUCCUCACAUUUUAUUUAGCAGUGUAGAUUCAUAUGGAUGAGCUCAAUUUGUCACAGAUGUACCAAAUGUACUGCGUUUAACAAACGAAUAAGGCCUGAUCUACUAAAUAUGUAUUAAAAUGCGUGCAAACCUAAUCUACUAAACUUGUGAGCCGAGGACCGCAUCCUUUAAAAGACAAGGGGCGGCAUGGUGUAGUGGGUAGAGCGGCUGUGCCAGAAACCUGAGGGUUGCAGGUUCGCUUCCCACCUAUUGACAUCCAAAUCGCUGCCGUUUUGUCCUUGGGCAGACACUUCACCCUUGCCCCCGGUGCCGCUCACACCGGUGAAUGAAUGAUGAAUGAAUGAUUGGUGGUGGUCGGAGGGGCCGUAGGCGCAAAUUGGCAGCCACGCUUCCGUCAGUCUACCCCAGGGUAGCUGUGGCUACAUAUGUAGCUUACCACCACCAGGUGUGAAUGAAUGAUGGGUUCCCACUUCUUUGUGAGCGCUUUGAGUAUCUAACAAUAGAUAAGCGCGAUAUAAAUCUAAUCCAUUAUUAUUAUUACAAUAAUAGCAUGACUGUGUUCAUGUUUGUACAGAUUGUAUGCAGGGCCACCUUUAACCUGAGGGUAAGCCAGUCAACUUCAAGUAAAGUGAAACCUGUUUCCAUAUGAGUUGGGAAUUUGUUUUAGAUGUAAAUAUAAACGCAAUACAUCCAUUCAUUUUCUACAGCUUAUUCCCUUUGGGGUGGCGGGGGGCGCUGGCGCCUAUCUCAGCUACAAUCGAGCGGAAGGCAGAGUACACCCUGGACAAGUCCUCAUCCCAGGGCCAACACAGAUAGACAGACAACAUGCCAACACAGAUAGACGGACAACAUUCACACUCACAUUCACACACUAGGGCCAUUUUUUUAGUGUUGCCAAUCAACCUAUCCCCAGGUGCAUGUCUUUGGAAGUGGGAGGAAGCCGGAGUACCCGGAGGGAACCCACGCAUUCACGGGGAGGACAUGCAAACUCCACACAGAAAGAUCCCGAGCCUGGGAUUGAACCCUGACUACUCAGGACCUUCAUAUCGUGAGGCAGACGCACUAACCCCUCUUCCACCGUGAAACCCAAACGGAAUACAAUGAUUUGCAAAUCAUUUUCAAACCAUAUUCAGUUGAAUAUGCAAGAAAGACAACAUAUUUGAUGUUCAAACUGAUAAACCUUUUUUUUUUUUUCAAAUAAUCAUUAACUUUAGAAUUUGAUGCCAGCAACACGUGACAAAGAAGUUGGGAAA
Nerophis ophidion (straightnose pipefish) is the source of this 3697-nucleotide messenger RNA. RefSeq names its product hepsin (gene hpn). Bases 439 to 1728 code for a protein of 429 amino acids. NCBI's taxonomy places the organism in Eukaryota, Metazoa, Chordata, Actinopteri, Syngnathiformes, Syngnathidae. The transcript is spliced from 13 exons. Gene Ontology annotation, cellular component: membrane. The record is from RefSeq and is a predicted model, not a curated record. Gene Ontology annotation, molecular function: serine-type exopeptidase activity; serine-type endopeptidase activity. Gene Ontology annotation, biological process: proteolysis.